Molecule: messenger RNA, 3489 nt
Organism: Adelges cooleyi (spruce gall adelgid)
Lineage: Eukaryota; Metazoa; Arthropoda; Insecta; Hemiptera; Adelgidae
Gene: cpo
Product: protein couch potato
Exons: 9
Coding region: 527-1360 (277 amino acids)
Molecular function (GO): mRNA binding
Source: RefSeq, a predicted model, not a curated record
CCACUUGGCGCUCGACGACGGCGACUAUUCUACUACGGCUGAGCUGGCGGCUACGUUCAGACGCAAUUCCGACACGGCGGCAGUCGUACGUUCGUUCACGCACUCACCGUGACAUUUUUACCUUUACACUGUACACCACCCCAACCACUACCACCAUCCCUUAUAUAUACACACACCAUCAAGACACAUUACACCCGUAUUAUUUUAAAUAAACCGACGCCGUUCCUCCGGGUUAUUGUUUUUUUUUUUUUUAUAUACCCAUCGUCCUUCCCCUUUCCGGUGCGUGUGUGUCCUGACCAUUAAACCGCCCCUACCCGAAUUGUCCCGGCCCCGGUGGUGCCCCCAUGUUGGCGCUGGAAUUAGUGGCCGUCAUCGUCGCGCAGCAUUACACCCACCCGGUUGAAUCGUGGAGGCCGUCGCCGUUGGCGGGUUGAAGAGGGCCCGUUGUGGUGCGUACAACGGACCGGAGGCAGCCGGCACCCUCAAGAAACUCAGACUGGACGCCGCCGCAGCCGCAGCCGCUACGAUGAACAUGGCGCCCACGAGCACCCCUCCGGCACAGCAGCAGUCCGUACCGGGUGUCGUCGACGGAACCCAAGUUUCGGCAUUGUGCAACAGCAUCGACCCCGUCGUGCCCGGCGAAGAAGAGGUCAGAACAUUAUUUGUCAGCGGCCUGCCAAUGGACGCCAAGCCACGAGAGCUUUACUUGCUGUUCCGAGCAUAUGAGGGUUACGAAGGAUCUCUAUUAAAGGUGACAAGCAAAAACGGAAAAACGGCUUCGCCAGUUGGUUUUGUCACUUUCCAAACGCGCGCUGGCGCCGAAGCAGCUAAACAAGAUCUUCAGCAGGGCGUCCGGUUCGAUCCCGACAUGCCGCAAACCAUACGGCUAGAGUUCGCUAAAAGCAACACGAAGGUUAGCAAGCCAAAACAGCCCGCCAACGCAAACGUCACGCCCAACACGCACCAAGGCCUGAUGCACCCGCUCACCGGACAUUUAGGCGCCCCGUUUUUCACCGGUGCUCCGGCAGAACUAUGGCAUCACCCGUUGGCCUAUGCUGACAUGCCGACAGCAGCAACGGCCUCGGCCCUGCAGCACGCCGCUCUCGUACAUCCGGCGCUGCAUCCACACCCUCAACAGCCGACGUUGACGCUGGGCCCACACGGCCUUCCGUUCCUGCCCUCUCCCGCACUGCCCUCGCCGCCCAACCAGCAGCAGCCCCAGCCGCCCUGUUCCACGCUGUUCGUCGCCAACCUCGGACAGUUUGUGUCCGACCACGAGCUUAAAGACAUUUUCGCCAGAACCACAAAUUUUGGUCAAUCGAAGCAGACGUUUAAUUACUGGCCGACGGCCUAUAAAUGAGAAGACGUUGAUUGAGAUUAUAGGAGUAUGCUGGCCAAAAGAAAUUGGACAACGUCAAUUUCACGUAUACUCACAUGCAGUUGAACAACACCUGACAACCACCAGGUAGACUUCCGGUAACCGCCCAAGUUUAGAUAACGCGCGACACGUCAAAAUCAACCUACCAAAGCCCCCACGGAAAUAAUAUCGAUGCGAUUUAUUAUUUAUAUGAUUAUUAUUAUUAUUAUUGUGUUUACUUUUAAAGCUUUUUUACUAAAGCCGUUGUACAAAGCAUUAAGCAGUAAAAAAAAAAAAAUUCCUUGUAUGUCUGUAGAUUUAACACAAAAAAAAACCUAAAAAAAAAAAUGUAUUAUUAUUAUUAUUAUCAUUAUUAAUAUUCAUAAAUACCCUUGUACCUAUUUAUUGUACCCCAAUAACUUUAUUCCCUACGCUUUUUAAUGUAUAACCUCUACAAUAUCGCCCUUUUGCUUUUUUUUUUUUAGUGGGCAGAACAUACCUAGUGUACGAUCUUAAGACUCAUCAAAUCUGUGAUUGUUUCUCGUGAAUAUAUAUAUAUAUAUAUUUUUUUUUUUUUAUAUAAAAUCAUAAUAUUUGUCUAUAUCACGUGUAAGCGUGAUUCAGAUUUUUUAGCAAUAAUUAAACGAAUAAAAUAUGUAAGCGCGCUCAUAUACAUUCACUACAUACAUAUCAGUAUAAAAUAUUAUAAUAUGCUUAAAGGGAAUUAACGUUAAAUAUUUUGUACAUAGGUAAAUUUUUAAAGACUUAGAUUAAUAAAACAACCGAUUUCAACGGUUGGACGAACGGUCGGGCACCAUAAUAUUCGUGUCGGGUAUUUAAUUAAGUAUAUACCUAGCAUGUUAUUUUUUUUGGUGACAAUCGGCCUGUUUUUUCAAGUUCGAUUUCGUUCGACUUAAUAUAUUGGUUUGGGAAAGUCAUAACUUGUUUUAAACAAAUUAAAUUAUAUAUUAUUAUAUUAAUUAUUAUUAAUAAUAACAAAUUAUUGAAUUCUGCAAUCUAUUUUUUAUACAACUAGUUUCGUUUCGUUUUCUUGCCAUUGCCCAUUGUAUUAUUAUACGAGUAGAUUAUGCUUUUCAAACAAAUUAACAGGGUGCAGCUUGUUUGGCAGCUCAUGGAAUUCUUUUCUAGAUAUUAUUAUGUAUUUUUGUUUUUGUUUUUUAUUCUUAUGUAUUUUCAAAAAACAUUUUAAACAGUACAUAGGAUGAACCUGGGAUCACAUAUUAAGCUAAUAAUUGUAUCGAAUAUAAUAUAUUGUAAUAAUAACAAUAGUAAUUAUUUAAAAUGACAAUCUUUUUUUAAGUUAUUCAUUUUUAAGGGACAAUAAUUUUUUUAGUCUUUUGUUGUCGAAGAUUUUUUUCCUUACACUAAUUAUUCAUUAGUUAUUUUUACUUAUUUAUAUUUAUUUUUAUUAAUAUACAACUAAAAAGACCAAAGAUUAUGUUCUACUAUAGAUAGAUUGUAGACAUUUUUUAAGUACCUACCUAACUAUACCAGUGAGAUACAAUAAUUAAUGUCUACAAAAACAAAAAUGUUCUUUUUCCUAUGUUUCCUUUGUGUAAAUAUUUAAUUAAAAAAAAAAAAUUGAUGUUUGUUUUCAAAUUGUGUAUUAUAAUUGAAAUUUUCUUAUUAUUAUUUUUAAGCAAUAGGUGUACAAUUAAAAAAAUUGUAAAAAACUAUUUUAAGUAAUUAACUUUUUAAAAAUACCAUCAGAAUUACAUUAAUGUAAGGGAUGUUUAUUAUUAGACUUUUAUUUUUUGGUAGUUUGCGGUCAUUGCGGUAAAUUUUGUAGAUCUGUCGUGUGUUUGUGGACAAAAAAGGUUUUUUUUACUAGAAAUGUGUCCGUAAACUCAAUUAUAAGCAAAAGACGUUGACACAAACGUUGAAAAACAUUCCACCAAAUUUGUAUUAAUGAAUAACUCAUUCCAAUAUGUAUAUAUAAAUAAAUAAAUGUAUUUAUUUAUUUAUUUCACUAACACCAGCAUCAACGUCUUGUGCAAAAUAUAAUAUCCGUCCAAAUUUAAAAAUGUUUUCUUAUUCUUUUUAAUUAAUUCGUUAUUAAUUGAUAUUAUUAGAAUAUUGUGUUUUUUAAUUGCGUACACGAGCUGUAGUUG